Penicillium canariense is the source of this 183-nucleotide messenger RNA. RefSeq lists its product as uncharacterized. Bases 1 to 183 code for a protein of 60 amino acids. The transcript has 2 exons. The record is from RefSeq and is a predicted model, not a curated record. Lineage: Eukaryota; Fungi; Ascomycota; Eurotiomycetes; Eurotiales; Aspergillaceae.
AUGGUUGUGGAGAUGUUCAGCUAUCUGGCAAGCGAAAGCAAACGCGUGCCACGCAAGCGUGAUGUCUCCAUAGGCUCAGAUAGGACCCCUGAGGAGUUCGGACGGCGGCUGGUUCAAGGGGUGAAUGGAGUCGGGCCACGGUUCAUGUAUAGCAUGGAGCGUGGUAUGGAGUAUAUGCUGUAG